AUGGUCGUCAAAAAAGAGUCAAUAUUUUUCUAUGAAUUUUGUUUUUUAUUAAGAAAAGAGAUAUUUAAAAAAGUUAAAUAUAUCAAUAGAGAUAUAUUGAAAUAUAAUAGCUAUAAAUGGAAUGUUAUUAAAAAUAAACCAAGCUAUUUAGCUGCAUAUAAUUAUUUUCAUUUACUCAAAAAAUACUUUAAAGAGAUAGCUUCAAAGAAGAACAAGUGGUAUGAACAUCUGUUUGGAAGUGGCACAUUAAAUGGUCAUGUCUGUAGAGUUAUGUUGGUAUCAAUAAAGUAUGGUCAUUUAGAAACAUUGAAAUACUUUAUAAAGAAAUACUCUAUCAAAGUUGAAGAAUACAUGAGACAAUUCAUGGUGAUGGCAGUUCGCAAUGGAAGGUUGGAAAUCGUUAAAUACUUAGAUUCACUGGGUCUUGGUAUCAAUAAAUAUACAUACCGUUCAAUGAUUGGGCUGGCACCACUUGGUUUAAACUUUGAGCUAUUGGUAUGGAUUGCAGAGAACAAGCUAGCGGAUAUCAUUCAUUUGAUAGUCGAGUGUAUCAAGAUAGCAAUGAGAAGUGCAGCUGAAGUUGGUAGACUCGACAUGUUACAAUAUCUGAUGAAUAAAACACUGAUUCCUCUCGCCAAUGAAGCUGACCAUUGUAUUCUACAGAGUGCAGUACAAGGUGGAAAUGUCGAAAUGGUAGAAUGGUUAUUACAAGGAUCAUUGUCAUUCAAUCCAAUGGUGAACUAUAUUGAUACUGCUGCACUGAGCGGUCAUCUGGCGAUGGUCAAAUAUCUACACCAUCAUAACUACGGAGUAUCCAGUAGAUAUUUACUUUAUAAAUCGGUACAGUCAGGAAAUCUAGAGCUUGUUCAAUGGGUCUAUGAAAAUCUAUCGACCAAUGUCACCUCAAAGUUCGCGCUGAACGUUGCAGCCGAACAAGGAUUCUUACAUGUUUUGCAGUGGAUAAACGAACAUAGGAAUGAAGGAAGCUCAACUACUGCCAUCGAUAAAGCAUCGUGGGUUAGCUUAUCGGUUGUACAAUGGCUUCACGAGAAUCGAACAGAAGGUUGUACAUCGAAUGCAAUAGAGUAUGCGUUGAAAGCAGGUCAUCUAGAUAUUGCAGAGUAUUUGUUCACCAAUAUACCAGAUAAAAGUAAUCAAAAGCUAUUUACAAUUAGUACACUUAUCACGUCGAUUGAAGAAAACAUCGAAAACAAUGAAAUCUUGAUAUUUCUACUCGAACACCGUCAUCAACUCUUUAAAACUGAAAUCAGCUAUGAUGACCUUAUUAAAUGUUCAAAAUCAUUUAAAAAUUCGAAAAUUACAAUCAAAUCAUUCAAGGAUAAGAUAAAAUAA
This is a messenger RNA of Heterostelium album PN500, 1353 nucleotides long. RefSeq lists its product as uncharacterized. The record is from RefSeq and is a predicted model, not a curated record. Lineage: Eukaryota; Evosea; Eumycetozoa; Acytosteliales; Acytosteliaceae. The transcript is spliced from 2 exons. Gene Ontology annotation, molecular function: protein binding. The coding region runs from base 1 to 1353 and encodes 450 amino acids.